AUGAAUUCAAAGACUGGAGCAAUGACCACCACUAAGUCCACUAUUCGCACUUCACGCAUUCGCAACAAUAGUCAGUUGUUGAAUCGCAAUCGUAUGGAUUAUGAAGAACUCAGCUCCGUUAACAUUUAUCGUGAACAUCGCGGUUACUUGGAACAGGAUAAAAAAGCUCGUAUCGAACUAAAUACUCAAAUAAUUAAGGAUAAUCUUUAUGAACCUGUUCAAGAAUCCACAUCUCAGCAUAAUUCAAAGCAUCCUUCAAGGGCUGUAAAUGUGGGAAAUCCAGUUUCCUUUUCCUUUGCUCCUUCAAAAUUUUUGCCAACUUCUUUUGGUGACUAUAGAGGAAUUUCCGUUGACGGUGGACAUUCUGACUCUUGGGGUUAUUAUCCUAACGAUAUUUUCGCUUCAGGAGUAAUGAUGGAUAGUCUUAAAGGAGUUUGCUGCUCUUAA
Molecule: messenger RNA, 447 nt
Organism: Dentiscutata erythropus
Lineage: Eukaryota; Fungi; Glomeromycota; Glomeromycetes; Diversisporales; Gigasporaceae
Source: the annotation of a GenBank genome assembly